UGGGCUGGUUACGUCCUGCUGGUUCAUUGCAUUUAAUCGGAUUCCCUGAGCUGCCACGCAGAGGGGGAGAGUUAGAACCAGAUCCAUCUAUGAUGUUUGCUUCAAAAUCCAGUUCUGUAUCCCCUUCUCCGUCCAUGGAACAGGCAGAUUCGGAUGCUCUGGACAUCAGCACCAAAGUGCAGCUGUACGGUGUGCUCUGGAAGAGACCCUUUGGGAGGCAGUCGGCCAAAUGGUCCAGGAGGUUCUUCAUCAUUAAGGAAAGUUUCCUGCUGUACUAUGCUGAGAGUGAGAAGAAGAAUUUUGAAAGCAAUAAAUACUUCAAUAUUCAUCCCAAGGGUGUCAUUCCCCUGGGAGGCUGCAUUGUGGAGCCCAAAGAAGAGGCCAACAUGCCUUAUGCCAUAAAGAUAUCUCAUGAAGACUUCCAUGGUAACAUUGUUCUAGCAGCCGAAUCAGAAUUUGAGCAGGCUCAGUGGCUGGAGAUGCUACAGGAGUCUGGAAAAGUGACCUGGAAGAAUGCCCAGCUGGGAGAAGCCAUGAUCGAGAGCCUGGAAGCUCAAGGACUACAGCUGGCCAAGGAGAAACAGGAAUAUUUAGAUAAAUUAAUGGAAGAAACAGAAGAGCUAUGUCUGCAGAGGGAGCAAAAAGAGGAACUGGAGCGUCUGAACCAGAUSCUGGAAGCAGAGAAGCAGCGUUUUGAAGAGGUGGUGCGGGAGCUGCGGCUGGAGCAGGAGGAGAUCAGRCGGGAGCUGGAGCUCACAGCCCGCUCCCUUAAAGGAGUGGAGGAAGAAAAGAAAGAGUUGCGAAGUCUGACACAGUCCUUACAGAACACCCUAGAGGAGCUCUCCCUGGAAAAACAACAAAUGCUGGAGAUGCUGGAAGAAAAUGAGAAUCAGGUCCCACCUCCAACCAGCUCCAGCAAGGAGCAAAGCCCCAUCUGGGGACUGCAGUGCAGCCUGCGGCAGAUUGAAGAGAAGAUGCAGCAACUUCUGCAGGAGAAACUCCUGGCAGAGAAAAGGAUGAAGGAGAAUGAGGAGCGGUCCCGAGCACUGGAGGAGGAGCGGGAGUUUUACUCUUCCCAGUCGCAAGCGCUGCAGAAUUCACUCUCGGAGCUGACUGCAGAGAAGCAGCAGGCAGAGAGAGACCUCAAGGCUGAGGUGAAGGUACGCAUGGAUCUGGAGAGGAGACUGAGAGAAGCAGAGGAAGCAUUGCAGAGCUUGGAGCAAGGCUUAAAUUCUCUUGGUUGCAACAAGGAGAAAGAGAAGAAGAUGAAAGCAGAUGUCAGCAACUUGAGAAAGUUCUUUGAAGAGUGCAUCCGCAACGCUGAGCUGGAGGCCAAGAUGCCCGUGAUCAUGAAGAACUCGGUGUACAUCCACAAGGCUGCCACUCGCCGCAUAAAGAGCUGCCGCUUCCGCUGCCGGAGAACCAGUGCUUCAUGGAAUGACAUGAAACAGUCCCAGUCCUUCAUCUUCUCACAUGCAGAAGCUGAAAACAUUGAGGAGYUGAAAGAAGCAGCCAAAAGACUGAGCCGGGACCAGCGCUUUAGGAAAACUAUCUAUCAAAUCAUGAGGUCACAAAAGGAUUCUGCUUCAGGGGACAAAAAGUGACUCUUCUUGGGAGGGGGCAUCUGAGCUCAACUUGCCAUUCAGCUCUGCAGAAGUUACAGCCUCGGGCACUGGGGUCAGAAGGGAGAUCUGGCAUUUGGUGGGGAAGGUGGGGGAAAAUUGUGUGUAGGCAAUCCCUUCAGUUACUGGCUUUGCUUUAGUUUGAGUGCUCCCUGCAGCCUGGCAGACCUUCUCUGCUGGUCACUCCAGACCUGUUUGCUUCAGCUGCUUAAGUUAAGCCAUGUUUUGCCAAGAUGCCACAGUUGGUGUUAAAGUGAACCACAGAUUGUAGCUUAGGAAGUGCCUCUUCUUUCCUUCCCUGUCAAGUCUGUCUGCCAGACACAAGUGCUUCUGAGAAAACCCUUUAUCAGCCUGUGUUCCAGCUCGUGUAACUUCCUCAGCUGAACACAGCUCACCCUGUUCUGACUGAUCCUCUCUAGGAGAUGGCUUGCUGCACACCCUCAGUCAGUCAGCACUUUGGUGGGGCACAUUACUUGGAGACUGCAGCAAUCCCAGCCUCCCAAGCACAGGCAAAAGUAUCAAACACAGGGCAACUUCUUGUCUUGAUGCURGGUCAUUUCAAGCAAACAGCAGCAACACAAGGUGAAGACAACAGGAGGAUGCUGUGGAUUUGGGUCCAAGGAGGAUCAUGCACAGAGAAGCGCUUAUAGGUAACUCAGUGGCACUGCUGCAAGCUGGAGGGUGGGCUGUGUUGAAUGUGGGCAGAAUAUUCCAGGGCCACCUUUGCACAGUUUUUGCACUGGSACAUGUAGCUGUACUGGAACAGGGGAAUAUGUGCUAGAAAAGGUGUUGUCUAUUGGCUAUCUAUUCAUUGGUGYGAAGAAGCUUUGACUCAGCUCUGAUGGCUUCCUCARCAYCUCUGUGAAACAAGCUGGAGGGCARUAGGGUGAGGACUGUCCAGCAGCAAAAUCCACUACCACCUCAAGAAUUAAACAUUUCCAGCAGCAAGCUGUCAGAGCUGUGGAAAUGGGGAAAGCCAUCUCUGUAUGUGCUGCAGUGGCUGAGGCUUUGUAGCACUCUUUUCCAGUCCUCUUGAUUGCAAUCCAAGCUGUCUG
Malurus melanocephalus (red-backed fairy wren) is the source of this 2677-nucleotide messenger RNA. RefSeq names its product pleckstrin homology and coiled-coil domain containing D1 (gene PLEKHD1). The coding region runs from base 90 to 1604 and encodes 504 amino acids. The transcript has 13 exons. NCBI's taxonomy places the organism in Eukaryota, Metazoa, Chordata, Aves, Passeriformes, Maluridae. The record is from RefSeq and is a predicted model, not a curated record.